AUGAAAUAAAAAACUCCAUUGAUAUCUCCUAAUAAAUUGUAUGCUAGUUUAUUAAAAAAGAAAAAUGAAUCAGAGCUAUAAUAAAAAAUUGUUAAAUCCCCAAAUAUUUAAGGAAGUUCUUCUUUUAUUAAUUAAUAAAAGUAUAAAGAAAGUUUUAUUUUAGAAAUAAUGAAGGGUAAAUAAAAAUAGAUUAAAAUAAAUUAAGACAAACAAGUGGAAAAGAUUUGAAAGAUAUUAGCACAGUUUUAUUAAAAAAAUCUCAUGUACGUUAAAAUAGUAAAAUAAUUGAAACAAAAGAGAAUUCUCAAAAUCUAACAUAAUCUGCAUUAUAACUACUAUAAAAAAUAAAGGCUGAUCGACCAGACAAUAAAAUAGGAUAAAUAUAAACUUCAAAAGAAAUAUUACAAUAUCAUUAGUAAUUAAUUUAAAAAUAAUAUUAAAAAUUGCUUGAUUUAUCUAAAUAGACAGAACAUCUUUAGUUAUAAUAAUAAUAGUAAUAAUAAUAAAAAUAAAAACUAUUUAAAGGACCACGAUCAAUAAGUAAUCCAGAUAUUUCUACACUUUAAUUAUGUAUAUCUAAAGCUCAUGCAAAAUCGAUACCAGGAAUGCUUUAUACUGGAUAAACAAAAAUAAAUUAAGACUCUUACAAAUUAAUAUAAAAAUUUGGAACAAAAGAAAAUGAUUGGUAUCUUUAAGUAUCAGAUGGUCAUGGGACAAAUGGACAUUAAGUAGCAUAAUUCGUCCAAGAAAUUUUACCUGCUUAUAUAGAAUAAGAAGUAUUGUAGUCUCCAUAUUAUUAUGACAGAGAUAAGUAAUUGAUUUGUCCUAUUAAAAAAUAGAACAAUUACUAAUAUUUUGAAAUAAAAUUUUUAAAAAACGAAUGAAGAUUUACUGAAUUCUGGAAUUGAUGUAACCUAUUCAGGUGCCACAACAGUUGUAGUAAUAGCUUUUGAGAACAUUCUCUACUGUGCAAAUAUUGGAGACAGCAGAGCUGUAUUAAUGAUUUAAUCAUGAUAGAUAAUAGGAAGAUACGAUACUAAAUUAUCUGUAGUUGAAUUAUCAAAAGAUCAUAAACCUGAUUGUUUUUUAGAAUAAGCUAGAAUUAUAUAAAGAGGAGGUAGAGUUUAAGCAUACAGUGAUGAAGAAGGCAAUCCAAUAGGACCAGCAAGAGUUUGGAAAUUAGAUGAAGAUGUACCUGGAUUAGCGAUGUCUCGAAGUUUUGGGGAUUAUGUUGCUAGUUAAGUAGGAGUGAUUUGUGAUCCAGAAAUUAUCAAACAUCAAUUAUCACCAACAGAUAAAUUCUUAGUAGUAGCUUCUGAUGGAAUUUGGGAGUAUUAUUGUGAAUUAAUCAAGAUUCUUAUCUAACGAAUGGGUUAUUGAAACUGUAUAUGAAUUCUAUAAAAAAGGUGAUGCAAUUGGUGCUUGUAAUAAAUUAGUUUUAGCUGCCAAAGAAGCAUGGAAAAGAGAAGAUGAAGUCAUUGAUGACAUCACUGUCAUUUUGGCAUUCUUUAAAUGA
Paramecium sonneborni is the source of this 1516-nucleotide messenger RNA. Lineage: Eukaryota; Ciliophora; Oligohymenophorea; Peniculida; Parameciidae. The record is from the annotation of a GenBank genome assembly.